AUUCUAAUUUACACAGUCUAUGGUUGAAAAUCAAACUGAUAAAUUUAUUGCUAUUAUUAUUAUUACUAUUUUUUUUAAUCUAUUUAUGCGCAGUGUGUAUGUUUAUUAAAGUCGCUGCUGACGCGACAUGACAUUUAUCUGAGUGAAGUGAAAAUAUCCCUCAUUGUAUUAAAAUAUAUAUAUAUUAUUUUUUGAUUUAAAAAAAAUGUUAUACAGAUAGUUAUUGAAACUUAUUAAGAUAAAUUAAUAUAUUUAAUGUUUCAAAUAUUAUGAAUUCUAGAUUUAUUAAUUAGUAAAUUUUGUGUUGAUUCAUUGAUUUUAAGUUAUACAAAAAAUAUAUUAUUUUAAAACUUUUAUUUUUGUUUUUUUUUUCUCUAUAUUAUAUUGACAUUUUAUUAAUUUCUUCACAAUGAGGAAUGUUUAUGUUUAUCAAAGGACAAGAAACUAAUAAAAUGACGGCAAUGUCUCCUUCAGAACGGCGACUUCAAAAAGAAUUAAUGGCUUUAAUACGAGAACCUCCACCUGGUGUACAAGUAGACGAAGAUCUCGUUGGCCAAAAUCUAACUCAAUGGAUUGUCCACAUGGAAGGAGCUAAGGGUACCCUUUACGAAGGGGAACGUUUUCAGUUGCAGUUUAAGUUUAGCUCAAAGUAUCCAUUCGAUUCACCGGAAGUUACUUUUAUUGGAGGAAACAUUCCUAUUCAUCCGCAUGUAUACAGUAAUGGUCAUAUAUGUUUGUCAAUUUUGACAGAUGACUGGUCUCCGGCUCUCUCUGUUCAAAGUGUUUGCCUUAGUAUUGUAUCUAUGCUAAGCUCUUGCAAAGAAAAAAAACGACCACCUGAUAAUACAUUUUAUGUGAAAACGUGUAAUAAAAAUCCAAAGAAGACAAAGUGGUGGUAUCAUGAUGAUAGCGUAUAAUGACAGCUUUUAUACGUGAGCGUGAAACGUAAAAAUAAAAAAUUUAAAUUUAAAUUCAACUAAAUUGGAAAAAAAUAUAUCAAAUAAAACUCAAUAGUUCAUAAAUAAAGUUAUGCAUUUUUAAUCAAGCUGCCAUUGAUUGCAGCUGUUUUAAAUUCAAGUAUCAAGUAUACACAAUAUAGAAAAAAAAUGUAUUAUGAAUACAUAAAAAUAAUAUUCUUAAAAAGAAAAAAAAAGUUAACACUUAAAUUAAACAAAAAAAUAAAUAAUAAAUAUAUCAAAAAGUAUUAUAAUAGUGUAGUAUAAUUUGAAGUUGUCAGAUAAAAAUGAAUAAAUUGUGAAAGAUUAAACAUUUCGUGUAAUUUAAUUUAAGUAGUAAUUAAAUUAAAAUUUUUAUUUAUAAAAAUCCACUUACAAGCUCUUUCAAAAAACACAAUGUCGAGUUUAUCGAUAGAAAAUGUAUAAGUAGAAGUAGAGGUGAAUGUAUGUAUUUUUGAAGAUUAUCAAGACAACAUUAUGAAAUAAUGUUCAAGUAUAUGAUGUUUAAAACCAUACUAAUUAUGAGUAAAUGUAUAAUUUGUAUUUGAACAAAAGGAGAAACUAAUUACAAAAUUAUGUUUUGAAAUAAUUUUAGUAUACAAUGACAAUGGAGUAUUUUCAUUAUUAUUAAGGGUCAUAACACGAUCAUGCGUUACAGUUACUUGAAUUAAGCGCUGAUUUUCAUCCAUUAUUUGACUCAAUUUAUUUUUACAACUAGAACUAUUUAUUAUUAUUUUUUU
Molecule: messenger RNA, 1696 nt
Organism: Microplitis demolitor
Lineage: Eukaryota; Metazoa; Arthropoda; Insecta; Hymenoptera; Braconidae
Product: ubiquitin-conjugating enzyme E2 W
Exons: 4
Coding region: 417-917 (166 amino acids)
Source: RefSeq, a predicted model, not a curated record